Messenger RNA from Meloidogyne enterolobii, 1395 nucleotides. NCBI's taxonomy places the organism in Eukaryota, Metazoa, Nematoda, Chromadorea, Rhabditida, Meloidogynidae. The record is from the annotation of a GenBank genome assembly.
AUGCCAAAUAAAUUUAAAUAUUUUUUAUUAAAUUUAAUUAAUUUAUAUUUAAUCCAAAUAAAUUUAAUUAAAUGUCAAAACCAAACAGAACAAAUAAAUAAUCAGACAAAUUCCCCUAAUAUUCUACCUUUACAAUUAAAAAUUGGAUUACUUUUUGCUAAUUCAACAUCAGCUUUACGUUUAUUAUUUGGAUUUGCUCAAUCUGCACCAGCAAUUAAUUUAGCAAUAAAGAGGGCUCGAAAUGAGAGUUUAAUUGAUAAUGUUAAUUUUACGUUUACAUGGCUAAAUUGUGAUUGUGACACGUCUUUGGCUGCUGGAUAUACAAAUAAAUUAUUUCUUGAUGAAAACGUUGAUGCAAUUAUUGGUCCGCCAUGUGUUACAGCCGCACUUGUCGCAGGAUAUGAUGCUUCAUUUUAUAAUUUUCCAAUGUUUUUGUGGGGUGCUACUGUUGCAGCAGACCUUUUUGACCAAAAUGUUUAUCCAACUGUCACAAAUAUAAAUUCAAACACAAAAAUGCUUGCAAUGGCUGUUCAAUCUGUUAUUUGGGAAUUUCAAUGGAAAGAAAUAUCUUUAAUUUAUAUUCAAGAUGAUGCUAGAAGAGCUUGUGGCUAUUUCCAAAAAGAUUUUGAAGAUAUAAUUAAUCCUAGUUCAAAUAUAACAAUUGUUUUUAAAAUGGAAAUAUACCCAAAAAUGGAAAGUAUUAAGGAUGCAAUUAAAGAAUUAAAAAAUAGAUCGAGAAUUAUUCUUACCUGUUUUGACAAUAAUUAUGAUAGAAGAAAUUUUCUUUUAGCAGCAACAGAUAUGGGUUUAGUUGAAAAUAAUGAUUAUGUUUUGAUUAUUCCAUUACUUAGAAAUCAAGGAAUGCUACAAAUGGUUUCUAUUGGAAGAAAUGGAUCUAAAUAUGAUGGUUUUUGGAAAGAUACUAACUCAACAAAUGAUGGACGUGAUGCUGAUGCUCUGAAAACAGCUAGACGUUCAAUUAUUAUUGACUUGGAGAAUAGAUCAAAUGCACAGAUUGAUUCAUUUAUGAGUAAAAUGUAUGCAGAAUUUGGUCAACCUCCAUUUAAUUGUAGUGAUUCUUGUAUGGGAGGUCCUGAGGAUCAAAAUCCUUCUUCAUUUUCUCGAAGUUUACAUGAUGCUACUUAUGCCUAUUUACGUGCUUUAAAUAAUACAAUGGAAAAAUUUGGUUAUAUGACAAAAGAAAUGGCUAGAAAUGGAACUUUAAUUACAAACAUGAGCCGCGGGGAAUUUCAAGGAGAAACAGGAAAUGUUAUAUUUGAUCAACAAGGUAAUCGACAACCGAUAUUUUAUGUAACAAUGCUCGAUGCUUCUGAUCAACCACAAGUUGUUAUGGAAAUUAAUUUUGUUCCAAAUAAUACGGUAAGAUUAUUAUAA